Cylicocyclus nassatus is the source of this 417-nucleotide messenger RNA. NCBI's taxonomy places the organism in Eukaryota, Metazoa, Nematoda, Chromadorea, Rhabditida, Strongylidae. The record is from the annotation of a GenBank genome assembly.
AUGUAUGCGGUAGCUCCAAGUUAUACAAAAGCUGCACUAUUAAAUUUCUUGAUAAUCAAUUUUCUGAGUUCUAUAUCAGUAACAAUUAUUUCGAUGGUGUUUUGUUACCGCACAAGGGUUAAAAUCAGGCCGUACUCACCAUUGAGAUAUAAUCCUGACGAUCCUUCAACAUUCAUGCCUGAGAAGAAUAUGAAGAAAGCGAAAAAAAGCAGAAAAAGCAAAAAGAGCGAUAAAUCACGGUUGUCCAAUAAAUCAGCAUUGGGUAGCAAAAAGGACAGUGGCGGCGAUGAAGCAGGUGAUCACAUGCGUGCAGCAGAUGAUUUGGAAACAGUGGGCAUGGUUCAGAGUGCAUGGGGAGAAGUACAGCCAUCAGUCGUUAUGUCUGUGAAUCAACCGGCUUGAUCUGCAUUAUUUCUC